AAGAACGCCUCGGGGCCGUAUUUACCCCAAACGGAUAAAGCCAUGUCGCAGAAUAACUGCCCCUCCUCUGUGAGGCAGGGUGCUGUGGUGGUCCUGGGCACAGAUGGCACCGCGUCUGUUCAUCUUAACCGGGAAGAACAAGAAGAUGAUGAUGGUGAUGGAGAUGAGAAUAAAGCCAGAGGAAACUGGUCCAAUAAACUGGAUUUUAUUCUCUCCAUGGUGGGCUAUGCUGUGGGUUUGGGGAACGUCUGGAGGUUCCCGUAUCUCGCCUUCCAAAACGGAGGAGGUGCGUUUUUGAUUCCUUACCUGAUCAUGUUGUGUCUGGCUGGAAUUCCUAUCUUCCUAUUGGAAGUUUCUCUGGGCCAGUUUGCCAGUCAGGGACCAGUUUCAGUGUGGAAGGCCAUUCCAGCUUUACAAGGUUGCGGGAUUGCCAUGUUGAUAAUAUCAGUCUUGAUAGCCAUAUACUAUAAUAUAAUAAUGUGCUGGACUCUGUACUACCUGUUCGCUUCGUUCACUUCGUUGAAGGGCUCAUUGCCAUGGACCUACUGCAGGAACGAAUGGAACACGGCCGAGUGUAAGGAUAAAGACAUGCUGCAGCUCGAUUCCUGUAUCAUCCGGGAAAGAAAUUUCACCUCCUUAAGAAACAGCACUUUCUGUUUAUCUGCAAAUGCUGCUGGGAGUUUAAGCAAACUGUUAAACAUCACAACUGAUAACAGGAGCUACGCCAGUCCCAGUGAAGAAUAUUUUAAAUAUAAUGUAUUGCACAUCUCCAAAGGAAUUGAGUACCCAGGUGAUAUCCGCUGGCCUCUGGCUGCCUGCCUUUUCUUGGCAUGGAUCAUUGUUUAUGCAUCUUUGGCUAAAGGAAUCAAGUCAUCAGGAAAGGUCGUGUAUUUUACAGCCACGUUUCCGUAUGUGGUUUUGGUGAUUUUGUUGAUUCGGGGAGUGACUCUACCUGGUGCUGGAUCUGGCAUCCUGUACUUCAUCACACCCAAAUGGGAAAAACUCAACGAUGCCAAAGUUUGGAAGGACGCGGCGACUCAGAUCUUUUUCUCUCUCUCAGCAGCGUGGGGAGGAUUAAUCACUCUCUCCUCCUAUAAUAAAUUCCAUAACAACUGUUACAGAGACACGAUAAUCGUGACGUGCACUAACAGCGCCACCAGUAUCUUUGCUGGUUUUGUGAUUUUUUCUGUCAUCGGCUUCAUGGCUCAUGAGCUGAAGGUGCCGAUUGAGCAGGUCGCGGAUGAAGGGCCGGGUAUUGCAUUCGUGGUUUACCCAGAAGCCCUCACCAGGUUGCCAGUCUCUCCGUUUUGGGCCAUCAUCUUCUUCCUCAUGCUGCUCACGCUCGGCCUUGAUACCAUGUUUGCCACCAUCGAGACCAUCGUGACAUCGGUAGCUGACGAAUUUCCUAAAUAUCUGCGCAAGCACAAACCCAUCUUCACCCUCAUCUGCUGCGUUUUCUUCUACAUCCUGGGAUUUCCCAUGAUCACAGAGAAUGGAAUGUACAUGCUUCAGUUGGUUGAUACGUACGCAGCAUCAUAUUCUCUCGUCAUCAUCGCCAUCUUUGAGCUGGUUGGAGUUUCAUACAUCUACGGUUUGCAGAGAUUCUGUGAGGAUAUUGAAAUGAUGAUCGGUUUCCAGCCAAACAAGUUCUGGAGGAUUUGCUGGGCUUUUGUAACUCCGACUAUCCUGACAUUUAUUUUAGCUCUGAGUCUGUAUCAGUGGAAGGGGAUGACGUACGAGGACUACACCUACCCCACCUGGUCCAUGGUGCUCGGCUGGCUCAUGGUCAUCUGCUCCGUCAUCUGGAUCCCCAUCAUGUUCGUUAUCAAGAUGCUCCUGGCGCCGGGGUCCUUUAUAGAGCGCUUGAAGCUGGUUUGUUCCCCUCAGCCGGACUGGGGUCCGUUCCUGACAAAACAUCGGGGUGAGCGCUACAAAAACAUGAUCGACCCCCUGGGAACGAACUCGCUGGGUCUUAAACUUCCACCGAAAGACUUCCAGCUCUCCGACUCCUAACCUCGGAUCAGAAAAAGGAAAAUAUCAGCACAGAGACUCGGUGAAGCCUUUAAGGUGCAAAAAUAACUUCUUCUGAUGUUGCUUCUUCCUCAGGAUGAAAACUUUGGGAUGUUAGAAACUCAUAAGACUCCAGGUCCAAAUAAAAUAAAACUGCACCUUUAUACAUUUAGUCUGAAUAUUAGAU
Molecule: messenger RNA, 2197 nt
Organism: Trichomycterus rosablanca
Lineage: Eukaryota; Metazoa; Chordata; Actinopteri; Siluriformes; Trichomycteridae
Gene: slc6a5
Product: solute carrier family 6 member 5
Exons: 16
Coding region: 43-2013 (656 amino acids)
Biological process (GO): glycine import across plasma membrane; synaptic transmission, glycinergic; sodium ion transmembrane transport
Cellular component (GO): plasma membrane
Molecular function (GO): glycine:sodium symporter activity
Source: RefSeq, a predicted model, not a curated record